Molecule: messenger RNA, 644 nt
Organism: Gloeophyllum trabeum ATCC 11539
Lineage: Eukaryota; Fungi; Basidiomycota; Agaricomycetes; Gloeophyllales; Gloeophyllaceae
Exons: 3
Coding region: 199-468 (89 amino acids)
Source: RefSeq, a predicted model, not a curated record
CGGACCAUUCAGCCCACCUUCGCAUGACCCCACCACCCUCCUCAAAUGCCUGCUGGAUACGGCGAAACUUUGUCUGCAGCGCGUUAUUUCUUCUCCCGGAUCACACGAGUGGCCUCUACAAAGAGCUAGGAGUGCCUUGAAUCGGGGCGGUAUAUCGGUGGUAUUUCGGUUGGAGGGGGGAAGCGGGACGAGAGGAGGAUGGAUUGCUUCGGAUUGGGAGCGUCUAUCUGCUCCGGCAAGUCUGCAGUGCGAUUAUGGGGAUUUCAGCCUCUUGAUCGCGAUACAAAGAUCAUGCUGCCCUCCACCGCCUUGUCCUUCGACUGCGCGCAUGCAGAUUUUCGACGGAACGGGAUGAAUAUUUGCUUUGAUACUCUGGGCUCAUGCCAUCCGGCUUGCUACUACCUUUGCGAGAGGGAGAAGAUGCGCGUCUCGGCAGCGGCAGAUGAAGCAUUGUUUCGCGCUGAUUAGAUGCUGUGGGCGCAUAUCGAUAUUAUACCUUUGUAGUCUACUCUGUACACAAUUUCAAUACACUAUGUUCCUCCCAUCACUCCGUCGAGUGCGUCGACUCGCACUGAAUGCUCGAGUAAGACACGGAAAGCCCCGCGAAUAGCACACAUCGCGAAGAGUUCCAGUCCAGCUCCGUG